This is a messenger RNA of Micropterus dolomieu (smallmouth bass), 2899 nucleotides long. RefSeq names its product THAP domain containing, apoptosis associated protein 1 (gene thap1). NCBI's taxonomy places the organism in Eukaryota, Metazoa, Chordata, Actinopteri, Centrarchiformes, Centrarchidae. The coding region runs from base 326 to 1825 and encodes 499 amino acids. The transcript is spliced from 6 exons. The record is from RefSeq and is a predicted model, not a curated record. Gene Ontology annotation, molecular function: sequence-specific DNA binding.
AGAAGACGCGUGAGCCACAACAAUAACACAGCUAGCUACACUGAGAAGAACACCUCUGAAAUGUCCCGAUUUUAGCUCGUAAAUUCUGUUUUAACACAUCCAGGCAGAACGUUUCCGUGAAUAGAAUCUGAAAUAAAAGUGCAUGGCGGUGAAUCCAGACGCCAUGUUGUGAAAAAAAUACGCUGUCGUUGUUGUGACGCGCAGACGAUAUAAAUUAACGUUAAGCUAAGUGGUUUAGCUUCACCGUUAGCUUGUUUACACUCGGUCCGGUUCUCUUUUCCAGUUUUCUGUUUAAUGUCACUGGUCUCCGGUACCGCGUGCAGACAUGGAGAGCUUGUACAAGCGGAAAAUGUUCGCUUCGAUGCGGAAAACCAAGGUGGCCGCAUCGAAGAAGCGCCAGAUCGGCCUGCCCGCCUCCAUCCUGGACGACAGUGACGAAGGCUCCUUCUCCUCCUCCUCCUCCUCGUCCUCCGAAUCCCAGUCCGACUUCCAGAGCUCCCCGGAGGAGGACAGCGAGCAGGAGGACCGGGACCGCAGCGAUUCCGGGGCGACUUCCAGCGACGACAGCCGCUCAGUGACCCGCAGAAAGCGCUCGUUCCUGGGAGGCGACGACAGCUCCUCGUCCUCCAGCCCCGGGGAGGAGGAGGAUGAUGAUGAAGAGAAAGACGAUGAGAAGGAGGGCAGGAGCAAGCCGAAGAGGAUGGUGCAGCCCAGGAAGCGGAGCAGGCUGCAGCGGCAGGACGAGUCGGACUCGGACCAUGUGGAGGAGAAACGGAAAGAGGAGGCGGAGAAGGCAAAGAAGAGGCAGAGACACAACAAGCUGCUGGCGCUGUCCCAAAGGAUGAAGGCCCGGGUCCUGAACCGGAGGAGGAGCCGCCUGAAGCAGGGCGCGGGCGACGACGAAGAAGAGUCCAAAGAAGCUGAGGCCGAGGCCGGCGGUGAUGAAGAUGGAGGCGGGGGACAAAACGGCAGCGAGAAAGAGGCAGCGGAAGGUGAUGAAGGAGACAAGGAGGAGCAGAAAGACGAGGAGGCAGGGGAGCAGGAGGAGGACAAGGAUGUUUUUACGUUGGGAGGAGGAGCAGUGGCGGAGCUUCGUGGAGUGCCAAUCCGGGUCUCAGUGAGUGUCGUUCGGGCAGCAGCUAUGGUUCAGACGUGCUCAGCGUAUGGCUGUAAGAACCGCUACCACAAAGACAAAAACAUUUCCUUUCACAAGUUCCCCCUGGCACGUCCUGAUAUUUGUGGUAAAUGGGUGGCGGCAAUGAGGAGGAACAACUUCAAGCCGACAAAGUACAGCAACAUCUGCUCACAGCACUUCACCAAAGACUGCUUCAAGAGAGAGUGCAACAACCGAGUGCUGAAGGAGAACGCCGUGCCGUCGCUCUUCUUAAACCUCAGCAUUAAGUCGGAGUCCCUGGAGGACCCUUUCCCCUCAGAGAUCCACUUCCCUCUCUCUUUGCCUCUGACUACUGACCCGGCGGCGGAGGAAGAGGAGGAGGAGGAGGACGAGGAGGUGGUGGAGGAGCCCGGGAGGAGCCUACCCGACACCCGGGGCGACACGGUGGCCGUCUCCUGCGACCACAAUUAUACAGUGGAGGAUUCUGCUCGGCAGAAGAAGCGCAUCGAGCAGCUGGAGGAGCAGCUGGGGGGUCUGAGGAAGAAGCUGAAGACGCUGCAGCAGAAGUGUCGGCGGCAAGAGAGACAGCUAAAGAGGCUGAAGGCGGCACGAGAGACACCCAGGACCGGCCGCAAGCCGCCAGCAGCGUUCGGAGAGGGAUACGUGAUUUUACCGAAACACAUCUACAGCACACUGGUUGGUGUUGAGUAACGAGGAGCAGAGAAAGGAGAGACUAGUGUGGUCCAUCUGAGAGGCAGAUUAAAAACUCUUGCACGUUCAAGAUCUGUCAGCAGCCAGGCGGACUGUUGUGGAGCUGCUGAGCAAGGCAGCAAAACCCCGAGCUGAGAGCUGAAGGAAUUACUUGUUCAGGAACGCAAAAGCACAAUGUGGAAGAGUUCAGUUUUCACUUUGUUUGGGGGUUUUUCUACUGUUUGGCCUGCGGUGAAAUGACUCUGAGUCAACUCCCUCUUUAAAUGAAUGGUUCAAAAUUUUGGGUUCGGUGUCAGUGGCAGUUCCGUGCUGGAACUAUUUCUUUUCUGAAAACAGCCGAGUGCUGUGAGGCUGACUCCCUGCAGACAUGUUGUUAGGCAACCAGCAGAGACGCUGCACAGACGUACUGAGCAGAUGGAUAAAAAAUAGUUUCAACAUGUAACUAAAAUCACAAACUGCUGUUUGUUUGUGUUUGCAGGUGUAUUUUCAGUUGAGAUAGAGUCAGGCUCCCACUGCUAACCAUGUCCUGUAGUUAACACACAGACAUGAUAUUUAUAUCGAUCUUCUCAAGUAGAAAUAAAGCAAAUGAACAUUUCCCAAUAUGUUGAGUUAGUCCUUCACAGAUCCUGGUGUGGGAUUUGGGGAUGAAGUUGGGCACUAUAAAAAAAAAAAGUGUGACUUCUAUUUAUGUUGUUUGCCUUGAAGGUUUCUUCCUAAAAGAAAAUGUCAUAAAUUGAUAGCUUUUCUUUUUCAGAAUUUUUCUUCACAUAAACAUGAUGAGAAAACGUUUAUUCCUGGCUGCAGAGUCCACACCGCCUCUAACCAGUAUGUAGUGUCUUCACACUGGGAAGGUGAAAAAAUAAAAUAUACUCAAAAGUCAGUUUGCAGGCAAAAAAAAACUACUGUGCCGUUGAUCAACAAAAAUGUUCCGCCUUGUAUUCAAGUGUGUACCUCCUGAUCUUCACAACAAGAGAUAAAAAGAUUGCCACCGUCAUCACCUUCCAGAGUUGUUACAUCCUGUGUCAGAUUAACCUGCUGCACAGUGUUCUGGUGUCUAAUAAAUCUUUAAACCCA